AUGAACCCCCGGAAACUCGCCCUUGCCGGGCUCGCCGCCCAUCUUGUCCCCGGUGUUGAUGCCGGCCAAACACUUGGCCGGCCCGGCUACGGAUUCAUCGGGUAUGGGAUCGAGAUGUACAAACCGACGUGUGCAUAUGCGUGCAGAGAUUCCAUCACCGCGCCGCUCAACUGCACAGAUGCAGACAUGGGAGGGGGUCAUGAGCACUCCGACGGCAUGAUCAUGAAGCGGAUGGACGGCUGGAUGGUCAUGGCUCCCACCCCGGAGUGCAAAGUCAGCAACGACUUCUUCCUCCAGACUCUUGCGUAUUGUAUGAAGAAGCGCUGCCCGGAUGUCGCCAUCAGCAAAUUGGAGUCAUUCUGGGUCGACAACGUGGCAGGAAGCAAGCCACACCAGCCCGUUCCCAAGGAGAGCUACUCGGACACCCUGAACGCCAUCGUCACGCCACCGACACGCGAGCUGAACAACAGCGUCCCCCUCAAUUACAUAGCUGUGGUCACCGACGACCAGUGGAGUCCCAUAUACGGCACCAAUGCCAACUUCGAGGACACGGAGACGACGCACGUGCGUUACGGCCUGGUUAUAUUGCUGACCGGCGCCAUCAUCCCCAUCGGCCUUUCCCUUCUACGGUUCCUCCCCUGGCCUGCGUCCUGGGUAUCCCGUAUCAAUGGGUACCUCAUCGACCCGCCUCUGUUCGGCUCGAGGCAUGCAUCUCCGGUGUGGGGACUGGGCAUCAUGCCGACCCGGGGACAAGCCCUCUUCAUCGCCUACCUGUGGAUCAUCAAUGUGGUCCUGUCAGCAGUGGGGUACGUCAUCAUCUGGCCCAAUACUUGGUACGAGAGCACCUCGAUCGAAGUCAUGGCCUUCGUAGCCAACCGGACGGGCAUCCUCAGCUUUGCAAAUUUCCCCCUGGUCUUCCUGUACUCAGGCCGGAACAACAUCCUCCUCUGGGUGACGGACUGGUCGCACUCGACCUUCCUGCUCCUACACCGCUGGAUCGCCUUCAUCUGCACGCUCCAAGCCGUUCUGCACAGCAUUAUCUACCUGUACAUGUACACGCAGCUGCCCGGCUGGGGCUACGCGUCCGAGAGCCGGCUACCAUACUGGGUCUGGGGCAUCAUCGCGACCCUCGCGCUAUCCAUCGCAAUCCCAGCAUCAAUCCUACCACUGCGCCAGCGCCUCUACGAGGUGUUUCUCGCCGGCCACAUCACGCUCGCCAUCCUCUCCCUCCUCGGCUGCUUCCUGCACAUCUGGUACCGUUUCAACCGCCAAUGGGGCUACGAGACGUGGCUGUACGUCGCCGCCGCCGUCUGGGCCUUUGACCGCACCGCCCGCCUGACCCGCACCGUCCUGGGUGGACGAGGAAUCAGGCGCGCCUUCGUCACCCCGAUCGACGACGACUACUACCGCGUCGACGUCCCGGGCGUCGCCAUCGCCGGCCAUGCAUACCUGCACUUCCCCACCCUCAGCGGCUGGCGCGUCUGGGAGAACCACCCCUUCUCCGUCGCCGCCAUCACCGCCGGCCGGGUGCCCGCCCAGCAGCAGCAGAAGCAGCAGCCGUCAGGCCGCCCCGCCGUUGAGGAGCCAUCCACCCCCGGCGCCUCCUCGCGCUCCUCCGACUCGCUCCCCCAGCCGGCACCGCCGACAACCGCCAGAGCCAGCGUCCCCACCACAACAUUCCUGAUCCGCAAACACGCCGGCAUCACCUCCGCCCUCGCCACCGCGGGGAACGGAGCGACGACGGCAGCCGGCAUCCCCGUCCUGGUCGAGGGCCACUACGGCGCCACCACCGGGCACGGCGACGCGUUCCCGACCCCGGACUUCCCGCACGUGCUCUGCGUCGCCGGCGGCGUCGGGAUCACCGCCGUGCUGCCGGUCCUGCGCCGCCUAUCCUGUCUGGGGGGCGGCCUCGGCGGCGAGGUCAAGGUGUUCUGGGGGGUCCGGUCGGGGGCGCUGGUAGGAGCUGUGGAGGACAUGCUUGGUUAUGCGUGCGGGGGGGACGCCGGGGGGGAGAGGCGGUGGGGGUAUGUUGAUGUUGUUGUGGCUGUGGGGGAGAGGUUGGACUUGCGGUAUGUGCUGGAGUCGGAGUUGCGGUCUAGGCCCGGGGGCACGACCGUGGUUGUGUGUGGGCCUGCUGGGAUGGCUGAUGAGGUCCGGUGUGUUGUCUCCGGUCUGUCUAGGCAAUCUGGUGUUUUGGUCAGGCUGGUUGUGGAGAGCUUUAGCUGGUGA
Messenger RNA from Phialemonium atrogriseum, 2229 nucleotides. Its product is annotated as ferric-chelate reductase fre2. Gene Ontology annotation, cellular component: plasma membrane. Gene Ontology annotation, molecular function: ferric-chelate reductase activity. Gene Ontology annotation, biological process: iron ion transport; copper ion import; intracellular iron ion homeostasis. Lineage: Eukaryota; Fungi; Ascomycota; Sordariomycetes; Cephalothecales; Cephalothecaceae. Bases 1 to 2229 code for a protein of 742 amino acids. The record is from RefSeq and is a predicted model, not a curated record. The transcript is spliced from 3 exons.